CAGGCAAAACUAAAAAAUCUUCAAACAACAAUCUGCCUCGUCGUUAAUGUAAAAUUUAUUCGAGGAUUUCUUGUGAAGCGACUUCUUGGCGGAUGAUAAAGGACUGCCUUUAUUCUGGAGGUGAUCGUUUUGUAAUAGAGCACCAGUUAUUUCCACAGCGAUUAUCACGCAAUACCACUGAACGGAUCAGAAAGCGCGUUGUUUUGUUGUACCUCUAUCAAUCAGCUAGAAUGUGCGUGAACUUCAUGUACAAAAGCAGUAUUUUUCUUUGCAGCCUUUGAUGAGUGGAUAUUCACGCUACAAUUGUAUCUUCAAAAGCGUACAUGUCUGUGUAUUUGUGGGGGUACUUACGGCAUGAAUGAGGGACGAAAUUCGAGCGCCUUCCAAUCAACUGUACAUUUUCUAUCGUCGAGUACCUUGUUGGCGAAUGGUUCUCACCGAAAACGUUCAGUAGUUGAGAUUUGCGGUUUUAUGGCUGAAUUGUAAAGUGAGUAUGUCUGAAGAGACCAAAGAGAGCUUAGGAGUGAAUUUUCGAUCAAAGGAAACAACUGAAUGUACCUCGAGCACAACUGAUGCAUUCCUCGUCCCGUUUGGGGAGCUCGACGAAUCGCCGGUAGAACAGCAAGACCUUAGCGGACUGCUCAGGAUAGAGGAAAGGCGUAGCGGGGUUUUAAUCAACGGAUUUGACGGCAAAUUUCUUUGCGACGAAGCUCGCAGUUCGCUCCAGAAGCCACAUCCAUUGCGCAGCCCAGUCAACAGUAACCAGACCUCCAUUUCAAGGAAAGUAGCUGUUACUUCUGUCUCGGAGAAUACAGGCAAAUCUCUAGCAUUAAAAGACUACAGGAAUUUCUCUAAGGCACCUCUCAAGCUGAAGUUUCCAUUAUCUCCCAGAGCAGCAGCAUGGAGUCUAGAGGAGGAUGAAGACAGUGGAAUAGCUUGUGGAAGUACUGAUGGAGUACCAUUUGGUUACACGUCAGGAGGCUUGUACUAUUCAACAGAUGUACAUCUUCAAACACUUCACACACUGGGUAAGGAAGAGGAAGCUGUAACUCCUCCUAUGGAAAAGAAGCAAAGUGGUUUGAAGCAAACAAGAAUAAGUAAGCUGGCCAGGCGGCUCAGCCAAAGGAAAGAGAGAGGGCAUAUAAGGAAUCAAGGAAGGUCUCACAGUUUAGAAGAUGUUUCAUCCCCAGCAGGAUCAGGAGCAAGCCAUGGAAACAACAAAUCACCAAGGUUACAGCGCACCAUGUCAGUUAAUCAACGCUCUUCCCCACGGACGCGGCUUUCUGUCCAAGAGAAUAGAUUUAGUUUUAAUCACAGAGAUGUAAGAGAAAAAUCAAAGAAAAAGAGGGACACUAGUCUAGAUGCUCUUGUUGAUGCAAUUGUUCGCAAAGAAACUGAUGAAAUUAGGAAUAUUUUGGAGUCAGAGGAUGUAGAUGUCAAUGGGGUGAAUGAUGAUGGAUUUGCACCUCUUGAUGUGGCCGUGAUGCUUGGAGCAUUACCCAUUGUUAGAAUGCUUUUGAUGUAUGGUGCUCAAGAAAGCUCGAGAUUGCCGGGUUCAUACCUCGCUAAGCACAUAAAUAUGUUGUUGAAGGAGGCAGAGCUUAGAGUGGAUGAUCUCACCACGGCAGUGGUGCAUGUCAGUUAUACUGCAUCAUCUGAAAUAAAGGAAAAUGAAAGGCUUUUUCAGGAGUGGUUGUGGAGGAAACACUUACUGGAACAAAUGAAGAAAGGGCUUUUAAAAAUAGAACCACCAGACAAGCCAAGCGGUGUUACUAUAUCAGUUGCUUCUGAAGACUCACUACUUGUUCGUUUUAUUGAACCACUCAAUGAUAAAGUUAUUGUGUCUAAGUAUAAAAUUCAAUGGAGCAAAUUCCCAGACUUCAAGGUGAUGGAAGGAGAAUAUGUCCACCAUGACCUCAGGUCGCAAGAGUACACAAUAUGUAAUUUGCAAAAGUCUGUGUUAUACUACGUACGUGUUUGCGGUGGAAAUCUCAAAGGUUUUGGUCAAUGGCUGGAAUCCAGUCCUCCAUGUGCAAUGCCUUCAACUUGGCACGAAGUGGAUGACUCUAAACCUCGUUUCCAAGGGCGACUCAAUGUCAUAGAUGAUCUGUUUAGUCGAGUGUGGCAAAGCCAUGAAGAAUUCUCGCCAGUGCGACCAUUACUUUCGCACAGACCGCGGAGCAACACAUAUGGCAACGAAACAGGAUGCGAAGCUGGUGCAUCGCCGAGAACAAGUCGUAAGUCAGCAAUGAAAAAGAGUCUAACAAAAUACACAAAUCUACUCUUCCACUCGGCCCCAAAAUUUGCCAGACAUCUCAAAAGAGGGGUAUAUCUGGCUUCUUUGCUCUUCACUGAUGACGAGAAGCUUCUUGUAACCCUGGACGAAAAUAUUCCAAUUAUUGAAGUGGAUGAUAACCAUCCCAGUACAUUCCUUCAAGAUUUCUGUUGGCUGAUGAAGGUGGCUUGCACUUGGAAAGAUGUUAAAAAAUUAAAACAGGAAGUAGAGAAAAAGUCUUCAUCAACUUCAGUGCUGUUCAGAUGUAAACUGCUUCAAGCUGCUGAUACUCUGCAAGGUGCCCUUGGCAAGCAAGAUCUUGGCAGACUACAUUACAGACCAGUGAAAGAUAGAAACGGCAGCACUGUAAUUGUCGCCGUCAACCAUGCAAUUCAUGGCAGUUCCUUCAAGCCACGUAUCCUGUCUCUUAAGUGGUUAUCGUUCAGUAAACUUCAGAAGAGGAUCCAGACUCCUCCACUGCAAGGUGGGCUACAGGAUGAGUUGUUCACUGCAUCAGAGAUGCUUGUCUCCUCCAUUCAGGAGAAAAUCCAUUAUUAUGAAAACAGUAAAAAGAACCUUGAAAGGGGUUUGUACAUCGGUUAUCUGAAGCUCAGAACUUUUGUAGACGCUAUUCAUGUUGUGGUUCAGGAGAACUGCCCCAACGUUCUACCGCACGUCAAAAUACGAGAUAACCCCAAUGUGUCUAGAGAGGAGUGGCAAUGGCUUCAAACACUGGACACUCUAAGGGAGGGGACUCACGGCUCAGAGCCAUCCAAGACUGCACACGAAUUUCAAGUACUGGUGGCCAAAGCUGCCGAAACUUUGAUGGAGAAAGUAGGCAUUAGUGAAGAGGCUUCGAAACUUCAUAGAAUAUAUGACCGAGAGGUUGUUGAAUUGGACGAAAAUGUUUCGUUUAUCAUUGUAUUCCCACCCCCUGAGGAAGUCUGUAGUGCUCCAGGUCAAGUGGAUUCGCUUUCACGUCACAAAGGCUAUAUCUCCCUACCUGUGCAGACCUUUGAAAUGAUUCACAUGUACACGUAUCAGCAAGAGUUUAUUUGCCAUUAUUCUCGUCUCUCGUCCGUUCUCGAUAUGGACUCUGUCAUCUCCCAGCAGUCACUCAGAGAGGCGUUUUCAUCACCUGAGUUACAGUUAGCAAAAGCACGACAAGAGCAGCUGUUGGAUUUUCAGCGAGAACUUGACGAAACGUGGCAAGGAAUGCGUUGGAUAUUGGAUGCCCUGCAUUACGCGAGGGAUCGUCAAAUUCGAGGUGGAAUACCAUUGGUCGAGGUGUUUCAGUACUCAGUUUUUCACCCGGACGGCCAGUGCUGUGUUUGUUCGUCUGAUUUGAAAGGGAAAGUCCUCUGCAAUGGACAUAAUUCCUCAGCAAGCAGUAGCCCCAGAGAGGGAGUGGUUCAAAUUCAUACAGCAGGAGAAACAAGUUUACCUCCCGGAGCCACAGUCACGCUUCAUAUAACGCCUGCAACAAGAGCAGAUGAAGUAGUCAAGAUGGUUGUGCAACAGCUGCACAAGAAAUGCCAAGACAGAGAUAAAUCUUCCUAUUGGCACAAUCUCUCUGAUAAGAAAAUAAAAGACUUGUGUUUAGUUGCAGUAAUCGGUGGACAAGAGAAAUGUUUUAGGGACGAUUUUAAGCCACUACACCUUCAAAAUCCGUGGAAACGAGGAAAGUUGUACCUCAGACUACGCGCCGAAGCUAUCGCGGCGUCUGCAACAGGCAACUUCACAAGUGUCUGAAUUUGAAUCACUUGAGACGAGCACUCACUCCUGUGGAGCCAUGUGGCACUGAUUGUUCGAGAUUAUCCAAGGAAAAACUCGUGCCACGUACUACAGCAACCAAAUAAGGCCACAACACAUUGGAAUGUGGUAACUGUGUUCUCUCCCCGCUUAGCGCGAGAACUAUGGCAUGAUUCCCGCGCUUUUUACCGGUUACUCGUAGUUGCUUCGAGCUCUUAUGGUUUAUUUUGCCAAUGUCUUGACCCUCAGAGUUUUAAAGCAAUGCCAAAGGUAGUUUACCUUUACAGUUUUCCUCAAUUGGUGCUUACCGUUAUUACUGCGAAAAUCGGAGAGGAGUAUUCGUAUGUUUGCAGCACUAGGCCAAUUUAAGCGUUCAAAAUAAAACACAGUAGAUUAAAAAACUAAAGCGGCCAAAUUGAGAUUAAGCGGAAAUAGUUAACCAAAAGCGCACAAAACAGGGUUGUUAAAAGCGAAGAGAUGCCGAAAUUUCUUAGAUUUUCUUAAAUGCAAAAGCCGCAGAAAAUGGCUUCUAGUUGAAAACUGCGAGUGUCAGAUUAAAAAUGGCAUGAAAAGCGAGAAGUUUCAAGAUUCUUCGGCAUUUGUCUCUAGUUAUUAUUUAAAAAGCGUGACGUCUUCCUUUUGGUAAACGGCAAGAUGGGUGAAUCCGUCGUAAAUCUAGGGACAGUUUUAAUGUAUGUUAGUAUGAAAAUUUAGGUAUAUAACAAAUGGAAUAUAAUUAAGAAGUAAGAAAAUAAUGUCGGAAUUACUUAAUCUCUUUGUAUGAUAAGAAUGAUAUGGUACAUAUUGGUGGUCUUGUAUUAAUCGUUUACGUUUUCAUUUAUUGGCUGGUUUUUUCUUAAUGUGGUUUAUUUUUCCUAUAGAUAAUCCUAACUUUAGUUCUGCUUUUUGGUUUUUGUUAUAGAGUUUACUGGAGAAGGCGAAAACACGAAGUUUUUGUCACUAAAUCUUUUCACAUCUAACAGUAAGAAAAAAAGGACCGAAUUUGUGUUUAGUUAUGCAUAGUUUUUAUAACAAAAUUUACAGGCUAUAGAUUCGAUACAUAGCAGCACCGUAGAAAACUUAGGGUAAAGUCUAGUAGUGUCAGUUUGAAAUCUCUCUCCUUUACUCGCCAGGUCAAUUGCGAUGUGAUCUUGACUUGGUGAACGCGCAUUUUCUCUCGAAUGUGCAGUGAAUUCUACUAAUUAGCUCGUUGGUUUACUUCGUUGAGCUAUGAUUGAUUCGGUUGUUUUCUUUUUGUUCAUUGGUUUAAGCACUUUUUUCCAGCUUGUUGGUGUCAAGAUGAAGUUAGGAUUUGUGUCAUGGCCAAGGCGUUUGUGCCCACGCACGAGAUUUGUGUUGACCCAGAUUACACCUAUGCAUAGAAAAACAUUAAAAAAAAAAAAGAAAGAUAUAGGAGAGCUGGCUCCCUCUAUGAAAGUAGUCUAUUUAUUCCCAAGUCGGUUUUGCAUGAAGAUAUUUUUCAAAGCCUCCCCAGGUUAUAUUCCCAUUUAGACAGCGCUCGCAGAAACGUAUUCAAGCCUUGUUUAUCACAGAACCUUUCGCCUGGUCUUCGUUACAUGACAGGGUAAACACUUAAGUUAAAAUAGUAUUUAUUAUGAGAUAAUUGUUGAAAAUCACCAUUUUUCCUAAUUUAUUAGUAAUAUUUUCACCUCUUGAUGAGGAAUCCAGGAUAUUUCUAGGCUCUGGGAGUUUGAUAAGUCUGGAAGAGUGCUUGACGUGUUUAGAGCACCUUUUUGUGUCAUUUUUCUGUUUUAGUAACAGGGGUUUAUAAUUCAUGGCAUUUUUAACUUAGUCAAAGUACUGUACUACUGUGAGUUAUUUUUGGGUUAAAGCAGUGGAAUGUGAAUAUUGUGUUAUUUUAAACGUAGAAAUGUUUAUCUUCAUAGAGAGAUAGCAGUAAGUUUUCUUUAAAAUGCAAUUUUAGACUGAGAGUUCUUGGGUUGUACUUGGCAAAACGCAAAGAAGACCGCUUCGUUUGUCUUGUUUGGUUAUUUCAUUUCUAACUUAGUUUGCUCCCAGAGAAUUGAUCAAGGUAACAUGUACAGCGGGUGAAAUGUUGAUGCUAAGAUAGACUUAAACAAAUAAAAGGAAAUAUUUCUCA
This is a messenger RNA of Stylophora pistillata, 6149 nucleotides long. RefSeq names its product ankyrin repeat and fibronectin type-III domain-containing protein 1. Gene Ontology annotation, cellular component: spindle. Gene Ontology annotation, molecular function: protein binding. NCBI's taxonomy places the organism in Eukaryota, Metazoa, Cnidaria, Anthozoa, Scleractinia, Pocilloporidae. The record is from RefSeq and is a predicted model, not a curated record. Gene Ontology annotation, biological process: regulation of establishment of bipolar cell polarity; signal transduction; establishment of mitotic spindle orientation.